Molecule: messenger RNA, 870 nt
Organism: Fusarium venenatum
Lineage: Eukaryota; Fungi; Ascomycota; Sordariomycetes; Hypocreales; Nectriaceae
Biological process (GO): mitochondrion organization
Cellular component (GO): SAM complex; cytoplasm
Source: RefSeq, a predicted model, not a curated record
AUGACGUCCGCAGUCGAACCUGCCCAGUCCAAUCGCUGGUUCGCCGUCCCUCGCCCUAUUAGAAAUCUCUUCAACCAUUUCCCCCUCCACGUCUACGGCCCUGAAGAGCUUCCCGUGCGAUCCCCCGCUACCGUGCGCCAACGACCUACACUAUACGUCUUCGUGGCAGACCAAGAUGCCUUGUUGGGAAAACCGAGCUACAACCCUUCAUGUUUGAAAUGGCAGACUGUGUUGAAGAUCGCGGGUAUCGAGUUUGACAUCGUACCCUCAAAUAACCACGCUUCACCCUCAGGCGCAUUACCUUUUCUGUUACCAUCUUCGUCGCAAUCAUCGAAACCUCUCACUGGCCAGAAGAUCCACAAAUAUGCUCGUGAACAUGCCGCUUAUACGUUCCCCAACAUCCCGUCGCCCCGCCUCGAAGCCUACCAAGCUCUUCUAACACAAAACAUCCGACCAGCCUGGUUAUACGCCAUUUACCUCCUUCCGGCCAAUGCCUCCCUCCUCAAGAGUCUCUACCUCCCAUCCUCGAUCCUCCUCCGGGCACCUCUCCACCAAACCCUCCACGCCGCCGCAACUGCUGAGAUUCUCAAGACGACACGUCGCGCAACUAUCACACCCUCUCAGCUUUUCACCGAUGCGACCAAUGCGCUGAAGGCUCUUUCCGCUCUACUAGGCGACGAUAAAUGGUUCUUCGGUGCCGAGGGGCCAGGCUUGUUCGAUGCGGAUGUAUUCGCAUACACAUAUUUGAUAGAUGGUGAUGCGCUUGCCUGGGAGGACAACUCACUGAGCGAGUGCUUGGAGGGUUUACAAAACUUGAGGAGGCACAGAGAACGCCUCUACAAGCGGUGUUGGGGAGUAGAAAAGUCCUAA